Laccaria bicolor S238N-H82 is the source of this 615-nucleotide messenger RNA. RefSeq lists its product as uncharacterized. The transcript is spliced from 2 exons. NCBI's taxonomy places the organism in Eukaryota, Fungi, Basidiomycota, Agaricomycetes, Agaricales, Hydnangiaceae. The record is from RefSeq and is a predicted model, not a curated record. The coding region runs from base 1 to 615 and encodes 204 amino acids.
AUGGAAGUUGACUCAGACUCCGAUGACUACGAUGACGAUGAGGAUCUGGAUUUUGUAUAUUAUGAUCAUCUUGGCGAUUUUUUCAAGAAACUUGACAUGUCUCAGAUCACUUUGGCUUUCAGAGACUUUUCGUUCAGCAAAAACAAGGUCUCUGACAGUUCAAUGGUUUUGGGACAAAGUGGAUUGACUUCAUUGGGCAAUUCUUUAACGACAAUACGUGAAUGCCCCACCUCUAUGGACACAGCGCUCGCCAUUCCACAGAUGUGGCACAACAUCAUCAACACAACUGCAGAUAUCGAAAGAAGACAUCUUGAAUCCUGCAUAUUACGAGCAUGCAUAAUGUGGGCUGCACUUAGUCUGAACAUGUGGGUGGAGAAUACAAUUGAUAGGGUGCAAUCAGGCAAAGCCAAUAAGUCAUGGGUCAAUAAACUGGUGUCCCAGAUUGAUAAUGCGCUCAAUUCGAAAGCUCCUGUGGGAACAGAGAUCAUAUUGAGAUCAGAAGACUUUCUUGCCCAGCUUCCACCUACUACGUAUAAAUGGUCCAAACCCCGCUUUACCUAUGACACAAAAACAGUCAAAGAGAGAAUCAAAUGUAUUGCUCAUGAUAGUAUUUGA